CCCUACUUAUCUCUAGGGCUAAAAUCUCCAACGCCAUGGAUGCUGCUGGACCUUCGCAUCGCGACUGGGAGGAUCCCGCGGUGUUCGGCAAGAACAAGCGCAAUCCUCACGUUCCGCUCUACUCGCAUUCCAGCGUCCAAGAGGCUGUGGAUUUCUGGAUUGCGCGCAGCCAGGCCGAUCGGGAGCUCGCCAAUUCAGCUGUGUGGGACGACGAUGCCGUCCCAGCUGCGCUCGAUAGCGCCAGGUUUUGGUGUGAGGGAGCCUCGUCUUUGAUCUCACUCAGUGGCUAUUGGAAGUUUUUCCUUGCUUCCAAGCCCGAGAGUGUGCCGCAUUGGUUCUACAAGAAUCAAUUCAAUGACAGCAGCUGGAAGACACUGCCCGUUCCAUCGAAUUGGCAGAUGCAUGGAUACGACACGCCAAUCUACACCAAUGUUACGUAUCCUUUUCCUUUUGAUCCACCGCUGGUACCUCGAGAAAAUCCAACUGGAUGCUAUCGAAGAUCAUUUGUUGUCCCCCCCGAGUGGGCUGGACGAAGGGUGUUUUUAAGAUUUGAGGCCGUGGAUUCUGCGUUUUAUGCUUGGGUGAAUGGUGCUCUUAUUGGCUACAGUCAGGACAGCCGUCUUCCAUCCGAAUUUGACAUAACAAGCCUCUGCACAGAAAAGGAAAAUAUUCUAGCUGUUCAAGUGAUGCGAUGGAGUGAUGGAUCGUAUCUUGAAGACCAAGACCACUGGUGGCUAUCUGGGAUUCACCGAGAUGUGAUACUGUUUUCAAAGCCGCAAGUCAUGAUCAGCGAUUAUUUUGUGAAAACUCAUCUUACCAGAGACCUGAAGCAGGCAACUGUAGAGGUGGACGUGUCGAUUGAAGGAGCAACUAAACUAACAAAAGAGAUGGUUUUACGCGUGAGUGGAUUUCUUUUUGACCCAGUCGAGAGUGAACAGCAGGAGCCUGAAACCAUUCCCACUAAAGUCGUGGACAUUAUCUCUGCUCAUCACGGACGAACAGUGCUGACAAUUUCUGUCGACAAUCCAAAGCUGUGGUCUGCAGAAAAGCCAAGCCUGUACACACUGGUAGUGGUCUUGGAGGAUAACAAUGGAGGUACUGCUGAUUGCGAAUCCUGCCGAGUUGGAAUCCGGCAGGUUUCAGCUCAACCAAAAGGACUGUUGGUGAAUGGUCAACUCGUGACCAUAUGCGGUUUCAACAGGCAUGAACAUCACCCACGCCUGGGAAAGACAAACGUGGAAGCAUGUAUGGCGAGGGAUAUCGUUCUCAUGAAGCAGCAUAAUGUGAAUGCCGUCAGAAAUAGUCAUUAUCCGCAGCAUCCUCGCUGGUAUGAGCUGUGUGACCUCUUUGGACUGUACGUGGUGGACGAGGCAAACAUUGAAACUCAUGGGUAUGAGCUCAUUGAAUCGACCCUUCGGAAACACCCGGCUGGCGAAGCAAUGUGGACACACGCACUACUUGACCGCUUUGUCAACAUGGUUGAAAGGGAUAAAAACCAUUCGUGCAUCAUCAUAUGGUCUCUUGGUAAUGAAUCGGGAUACGGACCAGCGCAUGAUGCCAUGGCUGGUUGGGCUCAUUGUCGAGAUCCCACGAGAUUAGUGCAGUAUGAAGGGGGUGGCUCAAGGACGUCUGCAACGGAUAUAAUAUGCCCCAUGUAUAUGCGUGUCUGGGACACAGUGAAGAUUGCGAACGACACUUCUGAACUUCGGCCUGUUAUUCUAUGCGAGUAUUCGCAUGCCAUGGGAAAUAGCAACGGGAACAUUUAUAAGUACUGGCAAGCUAUUGACACCACCUAUGGGUUGCAGGGUGGCUUUAUAUGGGAUUGGGUUGAUCAGGGCCUCAUACAAACGGAAGGUGGCUCAAGACGUUGGGCAUAUGGUGGUGAUUUUGGAGAUACACCCAAUGAUCUCAAUUUUUGUGUCAACGGUCUCGUCUGGCCGGACAGAUCUCCACAUCCAGCUCUUGAAGAGGUGAAAUAUUGCUAUCAACCUUUAGGGAUACAUAUUGAUGGCGAUGAAAUUGAGAUCUGGAACAAACGCUCCUUUACCACUUCAGAAGAUCUGGCUUUUGAAUGGAGUUUAUCAACUGAUGGUUCCCUUUUGAAAAGUGGCUCCUGGAAUGUACCACCUAUUGAACCUAGGGAGAAGUACAGGAUGCCUCUAAAAGCUGGGCCUUGGUCUUCUCUUUGCGACGAUAUAUUGGGAAGCGAUGUGACUUUGACUAUUACAGCUACACUUGCAGCAUCAACGCGAUGGGCCUGUGCAGGACAGGUCGUUGCGUCACAACAAUGUUUUUUACCUUCAAAGCAGCCUUAUUCAUUACAGACAGUCAAGUUUUCGGAUCCUUUGUCUACUGAUAUUUCCACGAGCACGGUGGUAGUGGCAAUACCUCAGCAUAGUUGGGAGCUUAAAUUUGACAGAAGUACUGGACGCUCUUCUUGGAGGCUGGGGGACAUGCUUUUGAUGUCCAAAGGGCCUCUCCCUUGCUUUUGGAGGGCUCCAACAGACAAUGACAAAGGUGGUGACAAGAGAAGCUACGCAUAUCGAUGGAAGGCAUUCGGGUUAGACCGCCUAGCAAUCACUGGGACAACUGGUUUUCAGGCGAAGCAGCUGUCUUCUCAUUUAGUUUUGUUGGAGGGGGUGCUUUUCAUAGAACCAGAAUCAGGGAGCGGGGACGAAAAGAGGGAGAUAUCAAUAAGAUCGAAGGAAGAUGGGACAGACUGGUUCAAGGUUUCAGUGAGCUACAUGAUUUACAGCAGCGGCGACUUCGUUGCACAGUAUAAAGUUGAAGCAAAUCCGAAGCUUCCGCCGUUACCAAGGGUGGGCAUCGUUUUCUCUAUAAGCAACGAGUGCAAUGCAGCGGAGUGGUAUGGACGAGGACCGUUCGAGUGCUAUCCCGAUAGGAAGGCAGCUGCUCAACUGGGAAUCUACAAGCAGAAGGUGUCUGACCUCCACGCCCCAUAUAUUGUUCCUGGUGAGUGCGGUGGACGCGCAGAUGUGAGAUGGCUGGCUUUCAAGAAUGUUGAGGGAGAUGCUGGUCUGUUUGCGAUGCCUUUCCAAGGAAGUCCUCCAUUGCAAAUGAGUGCCAGCAACUACAGUACAGAGGAGCUGGAUAGAGCAACUCAUGAAGAAGAGCUGAAUGCUGGACAGGACAUUGAGGUGCACCUUGAUCACAAGCACAUGGGUUUAGGUGGCGAUGAUAGUUGGAGUCCCUGCGUCCACGAUGAGUACCUCGUCUUACCACGAAAUUACGAGUUUGCGGUCAGGUUUUCGCCGUUAUCUCUAGCUGCGUCAUCACAGGAGUUAUACCGUCAGCGACUCUUACCAGAGCAAGUAUCACUCGAGCAGGCGAGCUAGAAAUCGGAGUUGAAGAACACAAUAAUGGCGCUCAUAUUCUUUGCCGCUAUUGCCACGCUCUGCCGUAUUGCUGUGGCAGUGUCCCC
This is a messenger RNA of Selaginella moellendorffii, 3442 nucleotides long. RefSeq names its product beta-galactosidase. The transcript has 18 exons. Lineage: Eukaryota; Viridiplantae; Streptophyta; Lycopodiopsida; Selaginellales; Selaginellaceae. The record is from RefSeq and is a predicted model, not a curated record. The coding region runs from base 36 to 3356 and encodes 1106 amino acids. Gene Ontology annotation, cellular component: beta-galactosidase complex. Gene Ontology annotation, biological process: lactose catabolic process. Gene Ontology annotation, molecular function: beta-galactosidase activity; carbohydrate binding.